AGUGGGUAACCCUAAAAUGAUGACAGUGGACAUGGGGAAACUUAUCCCAUCUCUCUCUUCCUCUCUCUGUCUCGCUCUCCCUCUCUCCUCUCCCUCUUUCACCCUCUUCUCUCUCUCUCUACCUCUGCCUCCCCCUCUCUCUCUCCCUCUCUGUCUCGUGCUCCCUUUUUCACCCCCCUUAUCUCUCUCUCUCUACCUCUGCCUCCACCCUGCUGUCCUCCUCUCCCUCUCUCUGUCUCCCCCUUCCCUCCGUACAGUGUCAAGUGCCGGGCUGUGUUUUAUUGCUCUGAAAAAUGCCAGAAAAUCGACUGGGUAAAGACCCCUGAUGACGUCAGUCACCAAAACUGGUGCUCCAAGCUGCAGGGCUACAUGACCCGCGAGAAGCUGCUGGCAAACUUACCCUUCACCUUCACACAAGAAGUGACCUCUGACACCUUCGACCAGGAGCGCUUCCUGUCCUCCAGAGCACUGAAUUGUGGGUACUGGGCGAAGCAAAGCAUGCUGGUCCAAGCCUUCAACUAUGAGCUGCUGCCUUUUUGGGAUCCCAGCACUGAGUGCACCCCCGUCUGUUUCCGAGGAAGGAUGAACCCUUAUGCCCCCCUGAAGAAGGAAGGAAGGAUCCUGAUGCAGACUGUCCCAGUCGCGGGUCCCAGUGUCAAAGCACCCCUGACCUCGUGGAGUGAUUAUUACGCGUGGCGUGGGUUUGAUCUCGACUCUCCCGUGGCGGCUCUGCUCUCCUGCCCGCUGACCAUCUAUUACAUCAUCACCUCCCUCGCCCCGCGCCACUUCCCUGAGCUCAAUAUCCUGACUAAGCAGUCCCUGAAGAUCCACAUCAUAGAAGGAGCAAAGGAGUUUGACAUGCUUCUGGUGUUCUGGGAGCUGUCCGUCCUGCUGCCGCACGUGGCCUUUGAGAUCCACUUCGUGGGGGAGGCACUGCCGAAAGAAGCCGACGAACAGCAGGCGGUCCUGCAGAGGAAGGAUGGUCACGUGACUCUGGUGCACCCCAACUUCGUCUCCGAGGAGAAAACGGACAAGAGGAUCGUCCGGGUCAAAGGUUACUCCCGGCCCUAUCACAUGCUGCAGGGACCCAAGCCUGACCUUGUGAUUGGGUUUAACUGUGGCUUUGGACUCAGUGACACCUGGAUCAGCUCCCUACCCAGACUGCAGUCCCUGAGGGUCCCGGCCUAUUUCUCGGAGUGCAGCGAGUACAGCUGUGCCGUGAGCCAGCAGAGCAUGAGCACAGCGACCGGGGGAUCUGUCAGCGAGGCCGGGGUUAACCCCUUCCGCUCCCCGCUGCGCGUCGCCGGGGGCGACAACAACAUGCCAUGGUACUCCAACGGUUUCCUCUUCCACCUGAUUUAUAAAGUCGCCCAGAACAGCAAACGUGAGCAGCAGCAAGCACAGAACCUACAGCACCCCCACCUGGUCAACCCCCACCAUUACACCCAGCCCCAGCACGGCAACCGUACCACCGCUGCCAGCAAUCCCAGCGGCCCCGCGGGCACGCCCCCCGACAGCGGCAAGCGGACGCGCAAGGAGAAGAAACAGGCACGCAACGCGGGGCGCCGGAGGAAGCAGUGAAUCA
Molecule: messenger RNA, 1585 nt
Organism: Acipenser ruthenus (sterlet)
Lineage: Eukaryota; Metazoa; Chordata; Actinopteri; Acipenseriformes; Acipenseridae
Product: zinc finger MYND domain-containing protein 15-like
Exons: 10
Coding region: 370-1581 (403 amino acids)
Biological process (GO): negative regulation of DNA-templated transcription
Molecular function (GO): histone deacetylase binding
Source: RefSeq, a predicted model, not a curated record